Molecule: messenger RNA, 2490 nt
Organism: Penicillium salamii
Lineage: Eukaryota; Fungi; Ascomycota; Eurotiomycetes; Eurotiales; Aspergillaceae
Source: the annotation of a GenBank genome assembly
AUGGCGUCGACAAGUCACUCCGGUGUCAACUAUGGAGCCCAGGUGGGAAUCAAUUAUGGCACAUACACGGCAGAUUUUCAUCUGCCACCGGAGCGGCCAGAAAUUCCGCCGAGCCCUUUGUCAACUGUGCCAUUCCCACGCGAUCCAGAUUUUGUCCGUCGCGAGACACUGCUUGAUCAGAUCUACAGUAAGAACUCGGUUGCGGGGUCAAGGAUAGCGCUGAUUGGCCUCGGUGGUGUUGGAAAAUCGCAACUUGCGAUCGAAUACUCCUACCAAGUCCGAUCCAAAUCACCGGCAACAUGGGUUUUCUGGGUCCAUGCGAGUAAUGAAGCCCGAUUCGAGCAAAGUUUCCGGGACAUCGCGGACCAGGUUAAAAUGCCGGGUCGUCAAGAUGCUAAAGUUAACAUAUUCAAAAUGGUCGAAAACUGGCUCCGCGAUGAAAAGAUAGGAAAUUGGGUUUGUAUCCUUGAUAAUGUCGAUGACGAUCAGCUUAUUUGCUCGGUUCCGGUGGCAGGCAACGGAGAUCCUAUGAGCGGCUCAACGAACGCCUCGACAAAACCACUCUUACAAUACGUUCCUAGAAGCCAAAAUGGGUCUGUCAUCAUCACGAGCCGGACUAGAGAGGUUGCGUUGAAGAUGGUCCAUCACAGCGACCUUGUUGAGGUUAAACCCAUGGAAAAGUCCGAAGCGCUAGAGCUUCUCCAAAAAAAGCUUGAACAACCAGGAGAGAGCCAAGAGAGUCGGCAGUUAGUGGAAGCGUUAGAGUCCAUGCCGCUAGCGAUCGUACAGGCCGCUAGCUAUAUUCGAAACCGGGCGCCUCGGUUUUCGGUAUCACAAUAUUUGAAACAUUUCCUAGGGAGUGACCGUGAAGCAACAAAACUUUUGAAAAAAGAGGCGUGUCACCUCUACCGGGACUGGGAAGCAAAGAAUUCAAUUUUGGUGACGUGGCAAAUAUCGUUUGAUUAUAUACGCCAAACAAAGCCGUCAGCAGCGCAGUUGCUUUCUCUGAUGAGCUUUUUCGAUCGGCAAGGAAUACCAGACAAUCUUAUCCGGGAUCGGCCUAAGGGCAACUGCAUAUCAAAUUCGGAACUUCUAAGUGACUCCAGUGACGGGGAGACAUCUGAUUCUGAUUCAGGUCCCGAUUUUGAAGAUGACGUCGCAACACUUAGGGCCUAUUCAUUUAUAUCUGUCGUUGAAAACAGCACUCUCUUUACGAUGCAUCGACUAGUGCAAUUGAGUACGCGUACGUGGUUGGAAUCCCAUGGACGAGCAGAGCAGUGGAGGGAGAAGUUCAUUGGCAAUUUGUGUCACAACUUCCCGACCGGCGAAUACGAAAAUUGGGAACAAUGCCGGUCACUGUUUCCUCAUGUCAAAACCGCAAUGUCACAACGACCAGAAUCACUUGAGACUCUGCGGAAAUGGGCUACUUUGCUCUACAGAGGUGCGUGGUAUGCCUUGGAAAGCGGGAAUAUUGCGGAAUCAAGGGAAAUGGCAUCGAGAUCGAGCAAGGAGAGGUUGAAGGAUUUCGGCGCAGAGAAUCAAGAGACUCUCGAUAGCACUACGAUUUUAGCAAUAGCCCAUCGACUCGAGGGGCGAUGGGAGCACGCGGAACAACUUGAGAUGCAGGUGAUGGAGACUUACAAGGCGAAGCUUGGUGCUGGCCAUCCCGACACUCUGAGAAGUAUGGGAAACUUAGCGUCGACUUAUAGGAAGCAAGGUCGGUGGGAGGAAGCAGAGCAGCUCUUGAUGCAGGUGAUGGAGAAUUAUGAGUCGGAGCUCGGCAUGGACCAUCCUGAUACACUGAUGAUCAUGGCCAACCUUGCAGCAACAUAUAGAAAGCAGGGAAGGUGGGACGAGGCGGAGCAGCUUGAAGUGCAGGUGAUAAUGUCUCGCGAGACAAAGCUUGGUGUGGAGCAUCCCUCCACGUUAACGAGCAUAGGCAACCUGGCAUCGACGCUCUGGAAUAAGGGCCGAUGGGAGGAGGCCGAGCUGCUCUUUGCACAGGUGAUGGAAACUUGUAAGACGAGGCUUGGUGAGGACCAUCCUGAGACUCUGGCCAGUAAGGGUAACUUGGCAUCGACAUUCUGGAGCCAAGGCCGGUGGGAGGAGGCAGAGCAACUCUUUAUGCAGGUGAUAGAGACUUGCAAGGCGAAACUCGGCGGGGAUCACCCGGAUACGCUGAAGAGUAUGGCCAACCUGGCAUCGACGUAUAGGAAACAGGGCCGAUGGGAAAAGGCACAGCAGCUCGAGGUGCAGAUGAUGGAGACUUGCAAGAAAAAACUCGGCGAGGACCAUCCCUCUACGCUGACGAGUAUGGCCAACCUAGCCUUCACUUCGAAAUGGGCAGGUCAAAAUCUCUUCGCUAUUGAUUUAUUAAGAACCUGUGUGACGAAGCAACGACAAAUCAUUGGUCUUGCCCAUCCUCACACUGUAUCCAAUUUCAAUGCCUUGGUGGAAUGGGAAAUGGAGGGGCUGAACUUUGAUACAUGA